Molecule: messenger RNA, 897 nt
Organism: Rotaria sp. Silwood2
Lineage: Eukaryota; Metazoa; Rotifera; Eurotatoria; Philodinida; Philodinidae
Source: the annotation of a GenBank genome assembly
AUGCUUAUCGGACGAACACGAACAGGCAAAUCGACUAUCAAAGCAUUACUAGUCGAUCCAACGAAAAUACCCGAUGAAAUGAUGCUUAAAUCGGGUACAAGAGAGCCUCUGUUCGAAUCGUUUCAUUCAUUGCAAAACAACAUUGUAUUUAACAUUAUCGAUACACCAGGUUUAUUCGAACGUGGUCCGAAAGACGAAAUGACUAUUCGAGACAAUGAAACAAUCUUGAAAACAAUUAGCAUGUGUGUCAAUAUGGAAAUUACAAAAUUUCAUGUAAUUUGUUUUUGUAUGUCUCUUACAAGCGGUAUCAAUCAAGAAGAUAUUAAGUCACUUGAAUUGUUGGUAGAUUUUCUUGGUAAAGAAUUAUCAGACAAUUCGUGUUUAAUCAUAACACAUUGUGAAUCAAAAACUAAAGAACAACUAAAUGCUCUUCGAAAGGAAUUAGUAGAAGAUAUGUUCUUUAAAAAUAUCGCAUCAUUUUUCAAAUUAGGAAUUUUUUUUUCUGGUUCACUCAAUCGAGACGAUUAUAAUCAUGGUAAUGAGAAUCUCUUAGACCAAUUCGUUACGAUAUCUGAAUAUCGUGAAGAGUUAAUUAAAUUAUUUACAAGUGAAAUUAAAACAUAUCCAAUUUGUAAGAUGUUAUUCAACAGAUCAUCACAUGUUGCUGACAUCCAAAAACAACGAGAGAAGGAAGCUAAUGAACGAACUGAAGAGCAGCAACGUCUUAUCGAUCAGUUAACAACUAUACAAGCCAAUGAUCAAGCACAAGUUAAAGAAAUCGUACAACGCUAUCGUGAAUCAGUUAGGCGCGAGGAAAAGGCACGUGCUGAAAGCAAAUAUUACUUGGACAGUUAUGAAAACUUACUUCGUUAUGUAGAGAAAAAGACAAAUGACUAA